Nicotiana tabacum (common tobacco) is the source of this 1236-nucleotide messenger RNA. RefSeq lists its product as uncharacterized. Lineage: Eukaryota; Viridiplantae; Streptophyta; Magnoliopsida; Solanales; Solanaceae. The record is from RefSeq and is a predicted model, not a curated record.
UAUAUAUAUAUAUAUAGCAAACCGAGCCAAUUUUUUUCCAACAUUUUUUACCUUUUAACCAUGGCGAAAAUCUCCGUCGCCGUACUUUUCCUCUUAUUUACGCUUUCCUUUGCUCGUAUUCCUGUAAGUCAACCGGAAAAUGACGUCAUGCACCUCAAACUCCCUUCAGAAAAUGACGUCAUCCGCCCCGAACAUCUUAAUACUCUACAGGAAUUCGAGGAUUCGGCGCCUAUUCUUAGCCUUCCUAAAAACGCCGAUAACGAAGAGACUCACUCCGUCCAUACGUUGCCGUUGACCUUAGUCAAAUUCCGGCUCCGAUCUAACCUACCGUUCCGCCUAUGUCGCCACCAUUUCCACCACCGGGAUCCGGUAUCACGGCGUCAGAUCCCUUACGGUAAUGACAAAAUACUCUCUUCCGGCAAAAACAUUGACUUUGAUAAGUUUGCAUACCGUGUCGGCGUGCGUGAACUUCCAUCGGAUCGGGUCAAUUUUCACCACUACCAUCACGAUAACGAAGACGAUGAUCACAAAGAGGAGAAGAUCUCGAAGUUUCUCGACAAGCGCGAGAAGCUUGGUAAGAUCUCGAAGUUUCUAGACGAUGAUCGCGUGAAGUUUGGUAAAAAGAAAUUGAAACGUCAAAAUCAAUUCCAGGCUCAUCGAUUUGAUAAAGAUGAUGAUAUUGAGGAUGACAAAAGAUCAAAGCUUGAUGCUAAGUAUUAUGGUGAAGACCAAUUUAGCUUUGAUAGAAUGAAAUUGAGGAAGCAUUUUCAUUAUCGCGAUGCUGCUGAAGAAGAAGAAGAAGAAAAAGCUAAGUGGCAUAAGAGGGGAAAAAAGAAAGGUGGAUUCAUGAGAAGUAUUCGCAAGUUUUUGCAUCACUACUUCGAUUGAAGGUAGAAAGAAAGGAUAGCCGGUUUAUAAAGUAUCUCGUAUUUAUGCAGCGUCAAAGAAAAUGUCGUAUCUCGUAUUUAUGUAGGGUUAGAGAAAAUGCUGCAUGAUAUAUACAUUACCGCCUAAUACAAGUAUUAGUAACUACUUUGAUUGAAGCCUUUGUAAAAUAACUUUGCUUUUAUGUUGUAUGAUAGAAUGUUUUUAUGAGUUAUAUAUGUAUUUCUUGUGUUUUUUGUUUUGUUUUGGAUGAUGUUGUUCCUUUGUUGUUUGUAAAUAACUUUGCAUCCAUGUGAGAUGUAGUAGGAAGUGUUCUAAUUAUUACUAUUAUUAUAUGAAUACGUUUUGGAA